UUUCGCUACAAAGUCCCCGCGCCUGUUGCUGGAGCCGACAGAAGGCGCGAGGGCUGCAGGCGGAGAGAGCCGAGCGCGGCCGGGUUGAUCGCUCCCACGAAGCCGGCGAAGAACGUUUGUGGAGCCCGCCGCGCUCGGCCGUCGGAUUUAUUCUUCGGCCGCUUUCCGCGGGACUCUUCGGCACUGGUUAGCGAGGGAGGGAGUGGAGGAGCCUUGCACCCUUUCCCAGCCGGCUUGCCCAGCGAAGGAUGGAGCCCGGGCGGAGCGCGCCGCAGCACAGAGCCGCGGGACAGCGCUGAAGCUUUGGCGGCAAGAGGCUUGGAGGAUCCAAGUGGGAGCCGUGGGACAAGAAGAGACAACAGGAUGACAGCCCUGCUGUGUGGCCUUCUCAGGUUCCUGGCAGUGGCAACAACAUGUGCUUGGGCAGCUGCUUCUGCUGAAGGAACGAUGGAGCCAGAGAUGCUUGACAGCCACAUGCUGGAGACGGAGGAGGAACACCUGCUGCUGGACCCGGGGAGUCUGCUGAAGCUCUACUGCAGCACCAACCACAGCAUUGCGAUCAUAUGGUAUAAGGAAGCCAAGCAGCUUUUCCCAAGCGGGCGCAUCCACAUGCGGCAGAGUGUGCUGGAGAUUGCGGAAGCCACCUAUGAAGAUUCGGGCCUGUACUCCUGCCGAGCACAGAGCACCAGGGAAAGCCUGCGCAACUUCACCAUCUCUGUCGUGGAUUCAUUGGCAUCUGGUGAUGACGAUGAAGACAGCGGUGUGGAGAGUGCCCAUGCCGAUUCCCUUGAGGAGCCCAUACAUACCCGGCGAGGUCAGUAUGCCUACUUGGCUGUGCUUUACUCAUUCCUGGGUGCCGCUGCAUGCUGGGAGAGGGAACUGGGUGAAGAAGGGGUGCUUACACCUUACUGGACGCACCCUCACCGAAUGGACAAGAAGCUGUAUGCAGUCCCAGCAGGGAACACCGUCAAGUUCCGCUGCCCAGCUUCUGGGAGCCCCAACCCGACAAUCCGCUGGCUGAAGAAUGGGAGGGAAUUCCGAGGGGAGCACCGGAUUGGAGGGAUCAGGCUGAGGCAUCAACACUGGAGCUUGGUCAUGGAGAGUGUGGUGCCUUCGGACCGAGGGAACUACACUUGCCUGGUGGAGAACAAGUUUGGCAGCAUCCGCUACAGCUACUUCCUGGAUGUGCUAGAGAGAUCUCCACACAGGCCCAUCUUGCAAGCCGGGCUGCCGGCCAACACCACCGCAGUGGUGGGCAGCGACGUUGAGUUCUUCUGCAAGGUGUACAGCGACGCCCAGCCCCACAUACAGUGGCUCAAGCACAUUGAAGUGAAUGGCAGCAGCUACGGCCCAGAUGGAGUCCCCUAUGUGCAAGUGCUUAAGACGGCAGAUAUUAACAGCUCGGAGGUGGAAGUGCUGUACCUGCGCAAUGUCUCCAUGGAAGAUGCUGGGGAAUAUACCUGCCUGGCAGGGAAUUCCAUUGGCCUGUCCUACCAGUCAGCUUGGCUCACUGUGCUUCCAGAAGAAGAAGAAGUGCAAGAGGCGAAUGCCCCUGAAAUCAAGUAUACAGAUAUAAUUAUCUACACUUCGGGAUCUUUGGCCAUCGCGAUGGCUAUUGUCAUUGUUGUCUUGUGCCGGAUGCAAACCCAGCCGAGCAAGCAGCCCUUGGAGCCCAUGGCCGUACACAAACUCUCCAAAUUCCCGCUCAUUCGGCAGUUCUCCUUGGAAUCCAGCUCCUCGGGGAAGUCCACCACAUCACUGAUGCGUGUCACCCGCCUUUCCUCAAGCUGCACACCCAUGCUGGCUGGGGUCAUGGAAGUGGAGCUGCCUCUGGACUCCAAGUGGGAAUUCCCACGAGACAGGCUUGUGCUGGGCAAGCCACUGGGUGAGGGCUGCUUUGGGCAAGUGGUGAGAGCAGAAGCCUACGGCAUCGAUCAAGAACGGCCAGAGCGACCCAUCACCGUGGCUGUCAAGAUGCUCAAAGAUAAUGCCACUGACAAAGACUUGGCUGACCUCAUCUCAGAAAUGGAAAUGAUGAAACUGAUGGACCAACACAAGAAUAUAAUCAACCUGUUAGGAGUCUGUACGCAGGAUGGGCCUCUCUAUGUGAUUGUGGAGUUUGCUGCCAAGGGGAACUUGCGGGAGUACCUGCGCGCCCGUCGCCCUCCCACACCAGACUACACCUUUGAUAUCACCAAGAUGCCUGAGGAGCAGCUGUCCUUCAAAGACUUGGUCUCCUGUGUCUACCAGGUGGCACGUGGCAUGGAGUACCUGGAGUCCAAGCGGUGCAUUCACCGGGACCUGGCUGCUCGCAACGUGCUUGUCACCGAAGAAAAUGUUAUGAAAAUUGCGGAUUUUGGCUUGGCCCGGGGUGUUCAUGACAUUGACUACUACAAGAAAACCAGCAACGGUCGUCUACCUGUAAAAUGGAUGGCACCAGAGGCUCUUUUUGAUAGGGUGUACACCCACCAGAGUGAUGUGUGGUCCUUUGGCAUUCUGAUGUGGGAGAUCUUUACGUUAGGUGGUUCUCCAUAUCCGGGCAUCCCGGUGGAGGAACUCUUUAAGCUCCUGAGAGAAGGUCACCGGAUGGACAAGCCCUCCAACUGCACCCACGAACUGUACAUGAUGAUGCGCGAGUGCUGGCACGCUGUGCCUUCCCAGCGGCCCACCUUCAAGCAGCUGGUAGAGGGACUAGAUAAGGUCUUGGUUGCUGUCUCUGAAGAGUAUCUGGACCUGUCAAUGCCCUUUGAACAGUAUUCUCCAUCCUGCGAGGACACGACCAGCACCUGCUCCUCCGACGACUCUGUCUUCACCCAUGACCCUCUGCCCAUCACCCCCUGCCUCUUCCCCUACCACAAUGUGCGGACAUGAGGAGACUAGCAGGCAGUGGACCCCAGGGCAGGAUUCCCUCUCUCUUAUUCCUAGAGGAUUACGCAGCUUGGGUGCAGAAGUUCCUACAUUGCCCCUGAUGGAAGAAAAUGCUGGGAGCCAUAUCGGCAGGGGCUGAGAGUGCAUCUCAUGGUCCUGGAGCCUGCUGGACACCUGCAACUUAAAGGUUCCCUGGCGAGGACUGGAUGCCUUCCUUGUAAACUUCUGCAGGUGCUCCCAGCACUCGUGCUGGUGCCUUCUUGCCCUAUAAUCUCAGGUUCCCUCAAAGCCGUUGCUCUAGCUGAGCCUUGGAUGCUACCAGCUGUCUGAGGAGAAGAAGGACCAGAUAAGCAGGGAGGAACCUAAUCCCAGGGAGAGCAACACUCUCGACAUGCCUGGGCUCCCCCUUUACCCAACCCAUGGGACCAUUCCCCCCAGCCAUGGGGUGCCCUGCUUGUUUGUUUGAUACUAUUCCCAGUUUAAUAAUAUUUUUAUGAAAUCUCAUUAUUUGGCAGGAGCCAGUCAGCUUUCUCGGGCCCACCCCAUCCGCACCUGGACACACGACCACAAGGACAGACGUUUUGAGCGGGGUGUGGCCUGCCCCUCCUGGCUCCUGCUGUCCCCUGUACAUAACCCUAGAGAUAAAUAUUUAUGUACAUAUCAUUUCUAAUGCACAUGAAUUAUCCACACCCAUAAAUUAUUUUUUUGGAAUAGA
Molecule: messenger RNA, 3583 nt
Organism: Lacerta agilis (Sand lizard)
Lineage: Eukaryota; Metazoa; Chordata; Lepidosauria; Squamata; Lacertidae
Gene: FGFR4
Product: fibroblast growth factor receptor 4
Exons: 18
Coding region: 364-2871 (835 amino acids)
Biological process (GO): fibroblast growth factor receptor signaling pathway; positive regulation of kinase activity; positive regulation of ERK1 and ERK2 cascade
Cellular component (GO): signaling receptor complex; membrane
Molecular function (GO): fibroblast growth factor binding; fibroblast growth factor receptor activity; ATP binding
Source: RefSeq, a predicted model, not a curated record